This is a messenger RNA of Alnus glutinosa, 1893 nucleotides long. Its product is annotated as putative B3 domain-containing protein Os03g0621600. Lineage: Eukaryota; Viridiplantae; Streptophyta; Magnoliopsida; Fagales; Betulaceae. The record is from RefSeq and is a predicted model, not a curated record. The coding region runs from base 1 to 1893 and encodes 630 amino acids. The transcript has 6 exons. Gene Ontology annotation, molecular function: DNA binding.
AUGGCACCGAAUAAAUCAAGGACUCGCCGGACUAGAGUGGUGCCCAACCGGAGCUAUGGUCUCCGGCCGUCAAGUUGUAUGGCGGAGGGUAGGAGACCCUCGCACUUCUUCAAGAUCAUACUCCCCUCUACCAUUCACGACAAGAAACUGAAGAUUCCUGAAAAGUUUGUGAGGGAAUUUGGAGAUGAACUGUCUGGUGUUGCUACAGUACUCACUGCUCCCUAUGAUCAUAUUUGGCAAGUGGGAUUGGAGAAAGCCAACAAGGAGAUUUGGUUUCAUGAUGGUUGGCAGGAUUUUAUGGAACACCAUUGUAUUCAUUAUGGCUACUUUUUAGUCUUCAGAUAUGAAGGAAAUUCAAAAUUCCAUGUUCUUGUAUUUGAUAAUACUGCAACUGAGAUUGAGUAUCCACGGAGAAAGAACUGUAAAUUGGAAGAUGAGGUGGACAUAAUUGAAUCAGAUGAUGAUGCAAAAAAAAUAAGACAUGACAAGUUGAAAGAAAAUGAAAUGUCUGAUGAAGUAGAUGGAGGAAGAUACGUUAGGGAACGAUUUUCUGGGACAUCUGCAAAAGGAAGACUGAAGAUGUCCAGCGGAAGAGAGAGAGCGAUCCGAGCAGCAAGAAUGUUGAAGCCUAAAAGUCCUUGGUUCAUGGCCAUCUUGCGCCCAUAUCAUAUACGCAGACGUGUUUUGUAUGUGCCUGUCGACUUUGCUAUCAGGCAUCUUAUUGGGCAUCAGUUUGUCAAACUUCAGACUUGUGAUGGAAAACAAUGGCGUGCCCGGUGCUGUGACCAUCGUGCUCACUCAGCUUCAGCAAAGAUACUAGGGUGGGCUCAGUUUUGCAGAGACAAUAAUAACUUACAAGUAGGAGAUGUGUGUGUCCUGGAGCUGGUCAAGAGGAGGAAGCCUGUUGUGCUUAAGGUCUCAAUCUUUCACGUCGGAGCAGAUAAGUCUCUUCGAGGCAUUUCCGCAGUGGGAUCAAUCAACCGUCGUGAUAAGAGUUUUUGUAACUAUAUGGCACCGAAUAAACCAAGGACUCGCCGGACUAGAGUGGUGCCCAACCGGAGCUUUGAGCACCGGCCGUCAAGUUGUAUGGCGGGAAGGAGACCCUCCCACUUCUUCAAGAUCAUACUCCCCUCUACUAUUCACGACAAGAAACUGAGGAUUCCUGAAAAGUUUGUAAGGGAGUUUGGAGAUGAACUGUCUGAUGUUGCUACACUCACCGUUCCCAAUGAUCAUAUUUGGCAAGUGGGAAUAGAGAAAGCCAACAAGGAGAUUUGGUUUCAUGAUGGUUGGCAGGAUUUUAUGGAAUCCCAUUCUAUUCAUUACGGCUACUUUUUAGUCUUCAGGUAUGAAGGAAAUUCAAAAUUCCAUGUUCUUGUAUUUGAUAAUACUGCAACUGAGAUUCAGUAUCCACGGAGCAAAUUGGAAGAUGAGGUGGACGUAGUGGAAUCAGAUGCAAAAAGAUCAAGGCAUGAUCACAAGUCCGAAGAACAUGAAGAAAAGAGAGAAAUGUUAGUUGGAAAAAGAGGAAGAGAGAGAGCAAUCCAAGCAGCCAGAAUGUUGAAGCCUACAAGACCUUGGUUCAUGGCCAUCUUGCGCCCACGUCAUAUACAUCAACGAAGUUUUUUGUAUGUGCCUUCUGGAUUUGCUAAAAAGUAUCUUUUUAGUGGGCAUCAGUUUGUGGAACUUCAGACUUGUGAUGGAAAACAAUGGCGUGCCCGGUGCGGUGACAAUCGUCGUAAUUCAAGUUCAGCAAAGAAUAUAGGGUGGGCUCGGUUUUGCAGGGACAAUAACUUAAAAGAAGGAGAUGUGUGUGUCUUUGAGCUGCUCAAGAGGAAGCCUGUUGUGCUUAACGUCUCAAUAUUUCGCCCGGCUGACUAUGUCAGUGGUGUUUGA